UCGUCGAACUUUGCGCGGGCGAUAAUUUAUUUUAGUUGUCAAAACUAGCUAUAACACAAAGAAUCAGACCUGCAUUAGCAGAAUUGCAGAUGUCCAUUAAAGCAGCCGCUUAAUCUGCAUCUUUUACACAUUUGGCAUUAACUCAAUUACGGCCGGAAGCUCUUAAAACUGUCCGUUUUGUUUAUAUGUGGCAUCGCAUGCUGUUCCAAAUGUAUUUGAAAUUGCACUUUAGUUUAACAAAUUACUUUGUAACUACUUGGUUAAUCUAAAGAGGGCCAUUUAAUGUGACGUCACACACACAAAGCCAUCUAUGGUAGUGCUUUUUUCAUUUCAAUCAGCCUAUAGUCAGCAGAGCGGCGGCACGAAAGCACCACAAAGUGACAAAAAUGAAUGUGGAACAUGAAGUUACACUGCUCAUUGAUGAGAUUCGUCGACUGGGCAGUACAAACGCAGAUGGGAAGAUCAGUGUCAAAUUUGGAGUCUUGUUUAAUGAUGACCAAUGCGCCAACCUCUUUGAAGCUCUGGUCGGGACUCUGAAAGCGGCCAAGCGAAAGAAGGUCAUCACAUUCGAAGGGGAGCUCUUACUGCAAGGAGUUCACGACAACGUUGAUGUCAUACUGCUGCAGGACUGAACCUAACAGUCUUUUCUGAGCCCAAGUAAAAAGUACAAAUGUGUUUUUGACAUGCCAUUGCUACAUUUUGAUAUGGGAAUAUACUUGAGAAUGUAACAUUUUUGUAUACUGGAUUGGAAUAUUUUUAUACAGCAACUUUUUCUCUCUCAGGGGAGUGAUCUGCACAGUUUUCUUUUUGAAAAGUAGCAAUCUUCCCUAACAGCUAACAGUUAUAGCGUGCAUGAUCAUAUUACUGGUUUUCUGGGAUUGAAUGGUUCCGUCAAAUAUUGCUUUCGACCUAAUGAAUAUGAAAAUCGUUAAUAUCAGUUUGACAGAUAAUACCUCUGAUGUCCUAUUGUGACUGUAUCGAUUGUAGAUUGCAUAAUUGCUGUCUUUUACUGUAAUCAUGAGGCUGUUCGUUUGCAGUACCAUUACUGUGCAAUCGUUCAUUUCAGGCAUGGUCAUUCAGGUUAUAUGUGUUGUAACACCUCAAAAGCUGAUAAACAUGAAUAGUAAGUAACCUUUAUCUGCUGUAAGAUUUUCUGGAAUUAAAUGUGCAGAAACAUCCAAGUUCGCCUAAUCAUCCGAAAUGUUCCAAUGUGAUAUUCUGUUUUAUAAAGCUCUUGCAAAAACCUCUCCACAUUGUACUAGUGCCGUUUCUUGUUAUUUAUGUCUGUGCAAAUGUUAUAAGACCCCCAAUGGUGCAGGCUCGUUUGUUCCAUCGAAGCUCAGGAAGACCUUAGCAUGAGCAGCAAUAUGAAACAUCGACAAUUAAAUAGAGUAUGUUUAUAACUUUGUACUGGGGGCGGUAUAUGGACGGCGGGUGAAAUAUUAAACAUUUAAAACUGACUUCAAACUUC
Molecule: messenger RNA, 1471 nt
Organism: Puntigrus tetrazona (Sumatra barb)
Lineage: Eukaryota; Metazoa; Chordata; Actinopteri; Cypriniformes; Cyprinidae
Gene: abracl
Product: ABRA C-terminal like
Exons: 3
Coding region: 387-632 (81 amino acids)
Biological process (GO): regulation of actin filament-based process
Source: RefSeq, a predicted model, not a curated record